AUGGCUUCGGCACCGUCCAGCGUCCCGGCGGGGAUGGAAAACUUCACCGUCGGGCUGAUUGGCAUGGGCGACAUGGGCAAGAUGUACGCCGACAGACUGUCGGAAGCUGGCUGGAGAAUCCUGGCGUGCGACAGAGAAGAUAGAUACGAUAGCCUUAAAGAAAAAUACAAUGGCAAAAAGAACAUUGAGAUUCUGCGCAACGGCCACUUCGUAUCCCGCGCGAGCGACUACAUCAUCUAUUCGGUCGAGGCGGCUUUUAUUGAUCGUGUGAUUGCUCAAUAUGGACCCUCAACCAAGAUGGGCGCCAUCGUCGGCGGCCAAACCUCCUGCAAAUCCCCCGAGAUCGAGGCCUUUGAAGCUCAUCUCCCAUCAGACGUCUACAUCGUCUCAUGCCACUCCCUCCACGGCCCCGGCGUCGACCCCCAGAACCAGCCCCUGGUCCUCAUCCAGCACCGCGCUCCCGACGAAGCUCUCCGUAAAGUUGAAAUCGUGCUCAGCUGUCUCAAGUCGAAAUACGUCCAUCUCACAGCCCAGGAGCACGACCGCAUCACGGCAGAUACCCAGGCCGUCACACAUGCUGCGUUUCUCUCCAUGGGCAAGGCGUGGCACGCAAACAGGCAGUAUCCCUGGGAGCUCAGCCGGUACGUCGGCGGUAUUGAAAACGUCAAGAUGAACAUUAUGCUGCGCAUCUACUCGCAGAAAUGGCACGUCUACGCCGGCCUGGCGAUUCUCAACCCGGAAGCCCGCAAGCAGGUCGCCCAGUACGCAAAGUCCACCACGGAACUCUACAAGCUCAUGCUCGAGGGCAACUUUGACGGCCUCAAGGACCGCAUCUACGCCGCCCGCGACCGCGUCUUCGGCGCGUUCAAAUCAUGGGCCUCACGCCCACUCCUCGAGCCCUCCAUCCUCACGGCCUUUUCCCUCGGCACACCCACCCCCGAAGAACCCGCCCGGCCAAACAACCACCUAUCCCUCCUCGCAAUGGUCGACUGCUGGGCGGCCCUCGGCAUCGUGCCCUACGACCACAUGCUCUGCAGCACGCCCCUCUUCCGGCUGCGCCUCGGCGUAACGGAGCAUCUCUUCCGCAACACGGAGAUGCUCGACGAGACGCUCCGGACGGCGGUGGACGACAAGCGGUACCGGAGCGAUGACUUGGAGUUUACCUUUGCGGCGAGGGGGUGGGCGGAGUGUGUUACGCUGGGGCACUUUGAGACGUGGGAGAAGCGGUUUGUGAGCACGCAGGAGUUUUUCCAGCCGCGGUUUGCGGAUGCGAAGAAGGUUGGGGAUGAGAUGAUGAAGAAGGUGCAGGCGAGUAUGGAUGAGGCGUUGAAGAUGGAGGAUAAGUGA
Messenger RNA from Trichoderma aggressivum f. europaeum, 1347 nucleotides. RefSeq lists its product as uncharacterized. Gene Ontology annotation, molecular function: NAD+ binding; prephenate dehydrogenase (NAD+) activity; prephenate dehydrogenase (NADP+) activity. The transcript has 4 exons. The record is from RefSeq and is a predicted model, not a curated record. Lineage: Eukaryota; Fungi; Ascomycota; Sordariomycetes; Hypocreales; Hypocreaceae. The coding region runs from base 1 to 1347 and encodes 448 amino acids. Gene Ontology annotation, biological process: L-tyrosine biosynthetic process.